AUUGGGGUAGAAGGAAAGAAAAUCAAGCCGAGCCCCCUCUGCGUGUGUAUCUGACUUUUCAAUAAAAUUGUCGGGUUGGGUGCUCAGCUUUUUCCUUUGCCUCCUGGCCUGUGAGUCUCGCCUUGGCAGAGUAGGUCCAGGUGCCAUAGCUGCUGUUGAACCCCUGGGAAAGUUUGUGAUCUUCCUAUCCAGGCUGUGGCAGCUUUUAUUUGCGUCGACUCUCUACAAAACAAGUAGUAGAAGCUGCAGCUCAGCUGGAGAAGCCGCAGCGCGUGCUGGUUUAGAAACCAGCUCCGGGUGCGCACAGGCAGCAGGGACAGGGCUUGCCUGGGCUGGGAGCCCGUCUGCAGCGCGGUGCCGGGCGUCGGGAGCUGUGGAUUGCAGCGAGCUGCUUGCUUCGCACGAGAAAGCUUCAGCCCGCUCCAGAGGUUACAAAACCUUGAAGUGAGACAAACUUGGGGUACCUUGUUUGGAAAAAUACCUUUAUGAAAAUGAAUAAAAAGUCAGGAAUAGGAUUUUCCGUCCUUCCCAAUGGAAGAGCGGGGAAAGUGUGGCUUUUUAUUCUGAACUGUCGAUGUCUUUCUGGUACAGGGGUUGUCAAGACGGAGCCUCUAACUUCAGGAAUUGUCUUUUUGGCUUCUUGGGGUGUUCCUGUGAUGGCCUCCUGUGAAAUGCCAAUGAACAGAGUCCCUUCUGGACGAGUCCUUGGCAGGUACAGUGGGGAAACAAGCUUCAGAGGAGUGAUCACAGGUCAUCCCCGCGGUCCUGCCCGGAACUCUCCAGAAAGUUACGGAACAGGGUGACUGACUAUGCCAGCAGUCAUGCCACAUUCAACAUUCAAGGAGUUCAUUGGGACUCCUUUCCAGUGUGCCUUGGAGAGGAGGGCAGAUGUGCUUGCUUCGCCUUAUCCCAACCCAAAGCUUCCUCAAAGGAGGUUGUCCAGGUUCCGUGGUUAAUGCCCCCUCCAGAGGCUCCGACCCCCAGGGGAGCCCAGGAGAAGGCAGUUGGUCUAGUCUCCUUCCCAGGAGUAUCUUGGAAGUGACUUUCUCUUCAGUUUUUGGUGUGUGUGCCUCUCCUUCUCGCCAAGUUAAUCGGACAGUUCUAGUUUCUGUGACGAGGACUUGCCGUGCGCCUCUCAAGGCCGGAAAGCAGCCUGAUCUCUUUGUGCAGCUGAGGAAAAUAUUUCCCGUUCCAGCUGAGUCGGAAAUAGUUUUUCAUCACAGUCCACAGAUCAAGGACCUACAGGACAGGCCCAAGAUACCUCUUGUUUUCAUCCUUUUCCUUUCUGCAGACCCCUUCCAACUUGUCACUGGGUUGGUUUAUCCCAUCUGAAGUGUUAAAUCAGGUGAAAUUCUUCGGGAAGCUAAAGCAAAUGCUGUGUUGUCUAGCAGCAUUGUGUUGUAUUUCUUCAGUUGGAGUUCUAGCCCCAAACUCCGUGCAGGGCUUGUCUAAGGGCGUCACUGUUGGCCGUGAACGUGCCUGCACCCGAGCUGGGAGAAGUCUUAGCUAACUGGUGGCAGAAACAGAUUUGCAGAUGCUACUGGGAGGAGUGGGAGAGACCACUGAACCAUGCUGAGCAUCCUCCAGACAGGAUGGAGCUGGAGGUUGGUUUGGUGCAGAAUGAUCUGAUUGUGCCAAUUCAGACUCAACGCAGCCUCUCUGAUGCUCCUCGAAGCCAAACCACUCAUGAUCCCUGGCCUGCCACGCGCUUUCCCCAGCCCCAGAGGAGUUCGGGCCAGCAAAGAGCAGGGGAGCGUGGCUACCAGAGCGGCUGCAGGGGUUAUAAAAAGCUCAGAAAGAGCCAUCACCAAACGUGACCCGCAAUCUGUGGACCAGAGCGCAGAACCUCUGAGGGCAACGGGGUGAAGUGGCACGAGAGAACUGGGGUGAGGGCGGCCAGGCCCUGCCCGGCUGCGCUGCGGUGACAGGCGGCGUUAGCAGGACCGUGCCGAGCCAGCGUCACUUGGCCUGGCACCACGCGGUGCAGCCGGCUACUCGCUGGAGCUGCCGUGCUGAGGCUUCUGUGUGAGAAAGGGAAGCAUGCAGCUGCUCACGGUGCUCGGGAAGCUGCGCGGGGUUAAAAUUAGCCUUUUAUUAUUAUUAUUAUUAUUAUUCCUAUUAUGGUCUCGGUCUGGGCUGGGUGUAAGGGGAAGAUCAGUGAUCCCGGGGAAGAGAUUCACCCUGACGUUCGCGCUGGAUGGCAUGGGGAGAUGAUUGACCAGAUCAUGUGUGUGGCAACGUGGGAAGCUCAGGUUGCUGUGACGUAGAGAGGGCACAAGAUGAGGUUGCAACACAUUUUCUUCCAACAGAGUGAAAAACACUUCCUCUCUGUCAAGCUAAAAAAGAAACAACCCAAAAAACAGGAGAGGAAGGAAAACCUGGAUUGUUCUCAGCAGCCUGCUGUCUGACAUGUUUUGCUUUGCUGCUGGCUGCUUUUUAGAGACCAAUUUGUCUCAUUUAACAAUAAAAUGGGGGUUUGUGUGCUGGUGCAAACUGAUUUUUCCUUCAGGGGAACUACCGUUAUUCACAUAAUCUGUUUCUCUCAGCUUAUUUUUUUCCUAGAAAAACGGAAUUGGUUGAUGUAACCCAGCCUCACCCGUUCAUCUUUUUCCAUGUGGCCCUCAAAGGCUCCAUCUCCAUUUUCUAUCUCUUCCAGCAGACGGGCGUGCUGUGCUUAGCACAGGUUUUAUGUUCCUGACACUCCUGUACUCGUUGCUUUGAAAGCAGCAAAAGCCACUUUGAAACUUGUUGGCAAAUGCUACUCGUGUGUUACCCGAGGUACAGCAAGUUGGGUGACAACCCAAAAGGUAGCACUCCAGUUGCUUCUUUUUUUUUUUAUUAUUUACUGUAUUGGAGCAAGGCUGUAUCAGGGUUAUAAGAAAACUGCGGUUAUGCUUUGUCUCCUGCGGCUGUUGCAGACAGGGAAGGUGACAUCCCAAGCAGCUGAUGUGCCUCAGGUCCUCAUGAUAAGCGCACGAGGAACAUGAACCUUCUCCCAACUCUUUUUUUUUUGAGAAGAUUCUUUUGCCUUUAUGGCCCGUGAGCAAUCCUCUUUGCUUUUGCUGCCUGCAGCUCCUCUGCCAUAAAAAUCACCCCAUUAUUGCCACUUUUUGUACUACAGCUUCCCUGUCUCCUGUUCUCAGGCACAGUGGUCAUGUUCUCCCGGUGCUGUUCCUGUCACGGAGCUGCUACAGUCAGACCUUCUGGAUGGAGACAGGGGAGCUCCCCCGCUACGUGCCAGCUGCCAGCCGUGGGCACCCCACACAGGACUUUGCAAUGCUGGUGUCUGACUUGCAGUAGUUAAGAUAUCCAGAAAUAACUGCUCUCUCUCCACGUUACCACCAAGGCAUGAGAUAUAUACGUAAUGGGGGUAUGCUCAACACCUGGGGGAAAAGCUGGGUCAUCUGCAAAGAAGCAAAGGGCAGGAGAUAGGAACCAGCUGAGACACGAGAAUAUUUAUUGAGACGCUUUUAUUAAAAUACUGCUGUGCUCCCUCCUGUGGGUGAAAAUGAGAAGAGGCAAACCUGAACUGUUCAGUGUCCACGCACAAAGCUCUUGCACAGCAAGGGAAAUAAGGUGAAAUGUGAUGGAAGAAGCCCUUGGUGAAGGACGUGGACGUGUCAUGGUGACAGAGUGUUAGCAUUUGGAGAGGGCUGCAGAGGCGAAAGGGAAAUGUUCUCCCUACAUAGUCACUGCAGGUCAUUCCAGGACAAACGGUGUUUGCUACUUGGGCACAGUGGUCAAGGCAUUUAGGGCAGACGUGCCCUAAUCUGAAGCCUUAAAAUCUGAAGCUGUGUGUGUUUUGGUGGGCUCGUGGCUCCUGCCAGUGAAAGAGGGCACGAUCGAGCCGACGGGUCAGCCGCAGCACCGGCAGAGGCUGGCUCAUUCGGCCAGGACAGUCAUUCUUCCUUUUGAGCCGCCCACUAUGUGGGAGAGGGAAGGAUCAUGACUAUUGCAGUGGGUGGCUAUUGGGGUGGAGGAGGAAGAUGUGGAGCACGUGCUGGGCCGUCAUAAAUAGUCACCCAUGGGCGAUGCCUCCAGGACAGGGAUUAUCCGAGGGGUGGACGCUGCUGGCUCCACGUGGCAUUGCUCCCAGGUAAGCUGGGAAGGUGGGAAGGUGGGCUCCCUGGGCUUUGCUUGAAUCCCCUUGCUUGUGGCCGUGGAGACAUGCUGGCAGGAAGGGAGUCUUCCUUUGGAGUGUCUGAACAGAGACUGGUUCAGCUACGCUUUUUGCUUUACCUCCCGUCACGGAGGGCUUUGUCUGCCUGCACUGACUGAGGCAGAAGCAAGCAGCUAAUGCAAACUUGCUUCUUGCUGGAGGAGGGGAGCACUGGGGGGCAGCGAGCCGCGGAGAGCUCCCUGGGGGCAGGAGACCUCCUGCCUUCCCCGGGGAGGGGGCAGCACGGGAGGGGAAGGAAAGUCCUUGGAGAGGUUAAGGGGAGACUGGCAGAAGACCACAAAAGCCUCUGGCUGGUGAAAGCAGCCCACGCGGGAGCUCCAGAGGAGCAAGAGCUGUUCUAUAAGGUCCUCCAAAGUGGGGGCGUGGGACUCGACACUGGAUGCUCGUGGCUCUGGUGGGGACAGCCACGCACCGUCCCUGGACUGCAGGUGGGACAGCAGUGAGGGCAAGAGGCCCUGAAUUCCUUAUAACCGAGGCAGGGAGGAGAGAAAGCAGAGUGGAGGUGAAGCUCCCGGGUGGGUGGAGCUGCUGGUCCACCUUGGGCUUCUUGGCUCGCAUCCUCCCCGUGCAGGGGCUUUGCAACCCUGUUCUCCAUGGCCAGCUCUCCCUGGCACCCGCAGCCUGCGGCGCUGGCGUGGCUGGUCUCUGGAAGGUUGCAGGGAUGCAAAGCGCCGUUGGGCUUGUGCCCCCCCAGCAUCUUGGCCCACGUGGGGGCUGGAUGUGCGGCUUCAGCCGCUCCUCCCCAUCGCUGGUGCCGUGCACGAGGAGGGCUGAGGUAGCUCUUCCUAUGGAAACAACCACACAGCGCCUGUCUGCUUCUGCUUCUGCAAAGCCAGAGCAAACCUAAAAUAAAUUAGCGGGUGCGAGGAGCAGCUUGAUUCAGGGAGCUUGGACAAAACAGGUUGUGAGCCACCGGGGACAUAAAACUCGCCUGAAGCAAAAAUGAACACAGGAUAGAAGAAACCUGGGAAGGUGGGACAGCAGCAAACCAGGUUGUUUUCAGUGAUCCCGGAGCGACCACUGGACAUCCCCCAUCUUACAGGGUGGCCAUGUGCGUGGGGAAGUGCAGCCGGAUUGUGGGUCUGUGCCUGCUGGUGCUGGGCACGCUCUCCGUGGCAGCCAACAUCCUCCUGCUCUUCCCCGGUGGGGCACUGAAGUACCUGGUGGAGGGGCACAUCAGCAAGCUCGCCAAGGUCAUGCCGGGUGUCUGGGGAGGCGGCAUCGCUGUGCUGCUGGCAGCGACCCACAUCACGGCGGUGGGGUGGCGAUGCGCCGGCUGCUCCGACUGUGGCACCCGUCGCAAUGCUUUCAUCUCUGCUGUGCUCUCCAAGCUGGCACUCCUGGGCGCUGCCGCCUGCUUUGUCCUCUCCGGGGUGGGUUUGACCAACGGACCCCUCUGCCUCUACAACGCCUCCGAGCACGGCCGCGGGACCCUCUGGGAUUACCCCUUCCUGGAUGCCAGCGGCCAGGAGCCUGGCACCAGGGUAGAGAACUACCUGUAUGAUCAUCGCACUUGGAGCGUCUGCCUGGAGCCGGAGGGUGUUGUGGCCUGGAAUGUCGUCCUCUUCUCCCUCCUGCUGCUCAUCAGCGCUGCCGAGAUGGUGCUGGCCUCCCUCCAGAUCCUCAAUGGCUGCCUCGGGUGUCUCUGUGGCUUUUGCGAGGGGAAGUAGGGACCUGUGAUGGUCCCAGGAGGCUGGCACUUGGAGGAGGUACCAUCCCCGGGUGUCCCUUGGCCGGUGGAAAAUGUCAUGGUGGGGGGAUGGCACGAACUGCGAUAUCAGCUUAGUGCAAGAGCCCUGGGCAAGACGGACAGAGUCCCCCAUGGGGGACAGGCCCCCCAGCCUGCAUGAAGCAUUGAAGCAGCGUGUGUGGGGCUGGUGUGCAAAGGGCUGCCUCCGCGCAGAGCCCUCUGCCCAGCUGAUGCUGCUUCCUCCUCCCUGGACCGGGUGCCCUGGGGCUGGUGUCCAUUUGGGGUUGGAAACCAGCCCACUGAGCGAUGGAGGUAACUGGCUCCUGGCAUCCCCGGACAAGCCCAGCAGCUUCCCCGGCUGCUCCUGGUCAGCCUCCACCUGCCUGGGCGCAAACGUGACACGGUGGAAUUUACAGAGAUACGAGCUGGAACACUAACUUAUUUUUGUUAAUCGAUCUGUAUUUAGGGCAGCUGGUGUUGGUGCUUGUCU
Falco peregrinus (peregrine falcon) is the source of this 6360-nucleotide messenger RNA. It is a transcript of the gene TM4SF19, whose product is annotated as transmembrane 4 L six family member 19. The transcript has 5 exons. The coding region runs from base 5230 to 5850 and encodes 206 amino acids. The record is from RefSeq and is a predicted model, not a curated record. Gene Ontology annotation, cellular component: membrane. NCBI's taxonomy places the organism in Eukaryota, Metazoa, Chordata, Aves, Falconiformes, Falconidae.